This is a messenger RNA of Athene cunicularia (burrowing owl), 2899 nucleotides long. It is a transcript of the gene PTCD3, whose product is annotated as pentatricopeptide repeat domain 3. Gene Ontology annotation, cellular component: mitochondrion. The record is from RefSeq and is a predicted model, not a curated record. NCBI's taxonomy places the organism in Eukaryota, Metazoa, Chordata, Aves, Strigiformes, Strigidae. The transcript is spliced from 23 exons. Gene Ontology annotation, biological process: mitochondrial translation. The annotation marks the transcript as partial. Gene Ontology annotation, molecular function: rRNA binding; ribosomal small subunit binding; protein binding.
GUUUAUAGGUGCUGUUCUAGUAGUACAGCUUUAGAGAAGACUGUGGAGAAUUCAGAAGUUACUCGAGAAGAAAUUGUGCUUCCCCGAAGGAAGACCUGGGAUAAGCUAGCGGUUCUUCAAACAUUGGCUUCUACCGUGAACAGGGAUCCUACUGCUGCUCAUUAUAUGUUCCAGGAUGACCCUUUCCUUAUGCCAAGAAAUGCUGCCAGUGCUCGUCUGUAUUCGUUGUCGAAGGAGUCUGGGAAAAAUGCUGCAAAAUACAUUAUUAAGCAAUUUCCUCAGUAUUUUGACAAGACUUUUGCAGAGCCCAAUGUACCAUGCUUGAUGCCUGAGAUUCUUACGCCUCAAAUUGAAGGAUUGAGUGAGGAAGCUCUGAAAGAGCGUAUCCACCUCAGAAGAGUGAAAGAUUCUGUGGACCUGUUUGAUCAGCUUGUACAAGCAGGUACCCCUGUAUCUCUGGAGACCACAAACAGCCUUUUAGAUUUGUUAUGCUUCUACGGAGAUGGAGAAUCUACUCCAGAAAAUGAAGAAAAAAAAGAGGAUUUGGAAGAACCAGGGGUGAAUGCUUCAGAGCAGAAGGCUCCGAAGAAACAAUCCCGAAGAAGUUUACAGUCAUUUGGCUCUAGAUGGAGGGAGAACAACAAUGCUGAAAGGAUAUUUAAGAUAAUGCCAGAGAGGAAUGCACACUCCUAUUGCACAAUGAUCCGUGGGAUGGUGAAGCACGGGGCUUCUGCUAAAGCUUAUGACAUGUACAUAGAUUUGCUGAAUGAAAGACACAAGGCUGAUGUGCACACCUUCAACGCACUGAUUACAGCAGUCCCAUAUCUAAAGGAGAGGUUCGUAGAAAGAUGGGAGUUAGCCAAGGUCUUCCUGAAUCACAUGGCUCAGCAGGAAGUGCAACCAAAUCUGCUAACUUUUAAUGCUUUACUGAAGACUCUGAGAAGAUGUGGUGGUAUAGGAAAAAGUAUGUCGCUAUUGGCAAUAAAGGAAAUGGAAGCACUUGAUAUAGAGCCUAGCCUUGCAACGUAUGAUCAUCUUCUCUCUAUCUUUUAUAAAGACGUUGAUCAUUACCCAUCAGGCAUCAUCUCUGAAGUGCUAGAUGAUGUUGAAAAGAGGAGUUUCACGGCCCAGGACCCUGAUGAUGCCAACUUUUUUGCCACUGCUAUGCAAGUGUGCUGUGAUCUUAAGGAUAUCAAGCUUGCCUAUCGGUUAAAUAAGGCAAUGGAGAAGGGAGACAAUUGGAAAUUCUUGGACAUGGAUCGGUUGAAUGCCUACUGGUCAAAAUUCUUUACACUGUUGUGUAUGAUGGAACAAAUUGAUGUUGUCUUGAAAUGGUACAAAGAAAUGUCCACUUCGGCUUUCUAUCCAACUCCUAAAAAUAUAUUGGACCUCCUUCAAGCGCUGGAUGCAGCCAACCACUUGGAAAUGAUCCCUUCAGUCUGGGAAGAUAUGAAACAGCUGGGGUUCAGUAGGAGACACGACCUGUUGGAAGAUCUCUUGUCUUUGAUGAGCAGGGAGCAGCACCCUCAUGAGAUUCAACUGGCGUUUGCCAAGUGUGCUGAAGACAUUAAAGCUGCCUUUGAGCAAACCGGGAGGGAUCAGGCCCUGUUAGAAUGGACAAGCCUUGAGCUGGGCAGUCUCGCUGUGUUGUUUUCCAGGGCUGGGAGGACCCAGGACGCUUGGAACAUGAUAGAGCGUCUCCAGCAAAUCAAUAGGAUUCCCACUGAACAGGUGAUGAAUGAGUUCUUCAACUGUGCUAAACAAACCAAUUGUCCAGAUGAGGCAAUUAAGCUGGUAAAGCUGGCAGCAUCCCUCGACCUUCCUUCAUCUCAAAGGCUUAAAAGCAGAACGGAGAAGGAAUUUGAACUCUCUGAAAAACAGAAGAAGACACUAGAGAGCAUCAAGUCAGACAGCGACAGCAGCGACAGUGACAGUGACCGUGACUAGCUGUCCCUCUUCCCUGCCCCUCGGAGAACUUGGCACCAGGAGGUCCUGUCAGAAGUGAAAUUCCAGCUUCAGGGAGGUGCUGCAGCAUGGCAGAGUGCUCCAGGGUGUGCCGAUACCAGACCUGCUUCUCCUCCUUGGAGCAAGUGGGAAGCUGUCCUGUUUACGCUGCUGGGUAACUUCAAACGCAGGGGGGCUGCACCAACACAGUGUCUUCUGCACCACUACCUGCAGGAGCUGGCUCUGGCCAGGCAGCAGGGAGCCGAGGGCUGCUUCCUCGAGGCUGCGCAGCCACCUGCAAGACCUUGACAGCUUGAGCAAGACUUCUGUUGGACCUUCUGCAACAUAAACCUGCUCUGGAUUUAAUUCCUUCCCUGCUAACUUGAAUACCAAGUUUACUCUGUAUGUAAAUGCUGUAAUAUAAUACUCAUCACCUGUGGUGUUACUUACCAUCAUAUUGGGACAGACUUUGGACUGUGGGUGUUAAAAGGCUACAAUUUGUACAGCUGGAGACUGCAUAUAAUAAAGAGCUGACCUGAAAUGGGGCCAUCUUCUGAUAAUCCCUAAGCAGAAAGUGAUUACAAAGUGUUGCAGCUGCUCUGUGAGAGAGUCAGUAAAGUUCAUAGAGAAUACAGCAAUCAAGCUAAUGAGGGGAGAGGGAUGGCUCUUGGCCUCACAGCAUUGUGCUGCUGGGCUCAGCUGGAACAGGAAGCUUGAGGAUGCUUUUGAGGUAGUUAUCUUGAACAAGCAAACAACGGUCUUGUUCCUUAGACAAUUACACCAUAUUCCAGGGAAAAGUAGUUAAUAGAUUAUUCUCUUUGUGAAAAAUAAAACCUUGAUGUGCACAAUGGGGAGGAGUAAGAGCACACUGCUGUGGAAUGCAGCUUAAGGAUAAAUCAGUUAUGAGUUUGGCAAACAACAGCUGCUGGAGGUGGAACAAACUACAGCUGGAACA